Aspergillus heteromorphus CBS 117.55 is the source of this 1854-nucleotide messenger RNA. Its product is annotated as glutamate--cysteine ligase. Gene Ontology annotation, biological process: glutathione biosynthetic process. The transcript has 7 exons. Lineage: Eukaryota; Fungi; Ascomycota; Eurotiomycetes; Eurotiales; Aspergillaceae. Gene Ontology annotation, cellular component: glutamate-cysteine ligase complex. The record is from RefSeq and is a predicted model, not a curated record. Gene Ontology annotation, molecular function: glutamate-cysteine ligase activity. Bases 1 to 1854 code for a protein of 617 amino acids.
AUGGGACCACCAGUAACAGGAGAGCCAAUUCCUUGGCAUGAGCUUCAAAGAGUUGCUCCUAUCGCUCGAAAGGGAGCUGUGGAGCAAUUGAUUUCUCUUUGGAAGAGGCAGAGGGAACGAACAGAUACCGAACCACUAUGGGGCGAUGAGAUUGAAUAUACCCUAAUCAACCUCGACGCACGCAAAUCACGAGCAACGCUACUCUUAAACCAAGAAGAGGUUCUCCAGAAAUGCCAGAAGCAAUGCGCAAAUACAGGGGAAAUUGAACCCUGGAACGAAGUCAUGAUACAACCGGAAUGGGGUCGAUAUAUGAUUGAGGCGACUCCCGGAGAGCCGUACGGCGGGGAGAUUAUGGAUCUGCUCAGAGUGGAGGGCAACAUGAAGCGACGGCGAAAAUUGAUCCGGGAGUGCUUGUCGCCCGAUCAACAUCCAGCCUCGAUCUGUGUCUUCCCAGGUCUAGGAAUGAGAGAACAGUUCAUGAUACCAGAAAGAUCCCAGGAAAGCCCGACACAAACACCACAUUCCGAAAUCUACUGCCCUGUUUCGCGUUACAUCAUGGUGACCAAAAACCUAGCUGCUCGGCGACAAAGGCGUGUGGAAACCUAUAUCCCGGUCUAUCGAGAUGACAAGACGGAAUCCCCGUUCCAUGACAAGACCGGGUCGUACGAAUACCCAGCCGAGCACCAGCCACCAGCUGAUGCAAAAGAGGGCCACGUGCAUCUAGAUGGAAUCGGCUUGGGGCUGGGGAGCUGCAGCAUCCAGGUCACCUUCCAAGCGCCCAACGAGUCCGAGGUCCGGUGGCUGCAUGACCAGCUAAUCGCCAUGGGUCCGAUCAUGUUGGCACUGACUGCUGCAACGCCGAUCUAUAAGGGGUACCUGGUAGACACAGAUGUGCGCUGGAGCCGGAUCUCCGACUGUUUCGAUGACCGCACACCAGAAGAGCUAGCCACCACACCACCGCGUUACUCCUGGAACCGCACCUACAUAUCCCAGGAAAAGCCAGCAGACGCAAACAGCAAGAGCCCCUUAAACCCCAUGGACCAAGCCGUCAAGCAGCGUCUACUCGACGGAGGCAUGGACGAGCCUCUCGCGAUGCACUUCGCGACCAUCCUCUCCCGCGACCCGGUCAUGCUAAACCGAGUCGAUCUCGAGAACUUCGACCCCAACGGCACCGGUCUCUUCGACGUCCUCUACAGCAGCGUAUGGCAAUACGUGCGCCUCAAGAUGCCACUGAGCGACGACGGGCCCGGCUGGCGUGUAGAGUUCCGACCCAUGGAAGUCCAACUAACGGAUUUCGACAACGCCGCGUUCUCCAUCUUCAUGUACCUUCUUUCUCGCGCCAUCACGACCUUCCACCUAAACUUCUACGUCCCCAUCGACAAACUCACCGAGUCCAUGGAGCGCGCGCAACGCCGCAACGCCGCCCUCGAGGAGCGCGUCUGGUUCCGUCGCAGCGGCUGGUCCUCGACAACCACCGAGCAACAACAACACGACCGAGCACCCCGCCAACGGAAGCCCUGCUGCGUCAAAUCCUCCGCCUCCACCUCCCCGUACGCCCUCCUCACCAUGGACGAGAUCAUCAACGGCGAAGACCCCAAGACCCCCUGCCGCUUCCCCGGCCUGGUCAACAUCGUGUGGGCGUACCUGCAGUACAAAAACACCUCCCUGCAGGAACAGUCCAAGAUCAAACCCUACCUGGACGUGAUUAGCAAGCGCGCCAACGGGGAGCUUCCCACCCCAGCGCAGUGGAUGCGGUCGUUCGUGUCGGCGCAUGACGAUUACAGGAGGGAUAGUUACGUAGGGGAGAAGAUCCGCUAUGAUCUGAUGCAGGAGAUAGUGGGGAUGGGUGAAUAA